Molecule: messenger RNA, 1918 nt
Organism: Cynara cardunculus var. scolymus (artichoke)
Lineage: Eukaryota; Viridiplantae; Streptophyta; Magnoliopsida; Asterales; Asteraceae
Product: pentatricopeptide repeat-containing protein At5g48910-like
Exons: 2
Coding region: 43-1740 (565 amino acids)
Biological process (GO): RNA modification
Molecular function (GO): protein binding; zinc ion binding; RNA binding
Source: RefSeq, a predicted model, not a curated record
GAAGAAGAGAGACUCGCUUCUCUGAUCGGAAAAUGUCCGAAUAUGCGAGUUUUACAGCAAAUCCACUCCUAUAUCCUUACUCGAUCGCUACCUUUCUCCACCCUGUGCUUCUCUCUCUCGAAAAUCAUCAGUCAUUGUGCUCUCUCUCCUGUCGGCAAUAUUCUAUAUGCCGAAAGACUACUCUUUCAAGCUCCAAAUCCAAACAUUUUCUCUUGGAAUUCCGUCAUUAGAGGUUUCUCCAAAUCCCAGAUCUCACCAACAUCACAAUCCAUUUCCAUCUUCAGAAGCUUGAUCAGAAGAGGAUGCCCAAACCCGAAUACUUAUACGCUUGCAUUUGUUUUGAAAGCCUGCAUGAUAUUACAAGCGUUUCAAGAAGGCCAGCAGGUCCAUUCAUACGUAAUCCGACAUGGGUUUUCAUCGAGUUCCUUUUUGCAGUCGUCGUUUGUUGGUUUCUAUGCAAAAUGUGAGGAGAUCAUGUUUGCACGGAAAGUGUUCGAUGAAAUUCCGGAGAGAAAUAUGAUUGCUUGGAGUACUAUGAUUAGUGGGUAUGCUAAACUUGAUAUGUUCAGUGAGGCGUUGGAUUCAUUUAUAAGUAUGCAGAAGGCAGGUGUUGUUCCUGAUGAGGUGACGAUGGCUAGCGUGAUCUCGGCUUGUGCCGGUUUGGGGGCUCUAGAUGUCGGUCAGUGGGCGCAUGCUUAUAUUAAGAAACGGAGUAUUGCGAUCGAUACUAAGCUCAGUACCGCACUUAUUAAUAUGUACGCAAAAUGCGGGUGCAUAGAAAAAGCGAGAGAAGUUUUUGAUGAAAUGCCCGCCAAAGAUCCACAAGCUUGGAGCUCAAUGAUUAUCGGGUUUGCAAUUCACGGGCAUGCUGAUGAUGUUUUUAGUCUAUUUGCCGAUAUGGAAGGAUCCCAGGUGAAACCCAAUCAAGUAGCAUUUCUUGGUGUGUUACUAGCAUGUGUCCAUGGUCAACUAGUCUCCGAGGGACGAAGACGUUGGGCUAGCAUGCUCGAGUUGGGAAUUGAACCAUCGGUUGAGCAUUACAGUUGCAUGGUCGAUAUAUUUUGUCGUGCCAAUUUGUUUGAAGAAGCUUACACGUUCAUCAGAAACAUGCCCAUUGAACCUGAUCCAGUAAUCUGGAGAACUUUUCUUGUCGCGUGCAAGAAAAACAAGGACAUGGUUCGAGGAGAGAUAGCCAGUCAACAACUACUUGAAUCCGAACCAUCUAAUCCCGAAAACUACGCCCUUUUAUCGAGCUUUUACGCAGCUUGUUCAGAAUGGUCUAAAAUGGGGCAUAUUAGGAAACAAAUGAGAGAUAAGGGUAUGAAAACCGUACCCGGGUGUAGCUCCAUAGAAGUUGAUGGAUUCAUUAAUGAAUUUGUGUUGGGUGAUUGGUCUCACCCUGAGUCGAACGAGAUAAGGGAAGUAUUAGGUGAUAUUUUGAAACGGCUUAACUCUUUGGGGUACAGACCAGAUGUUUCGGGAGUACUUCAUGACGUGGAAGAUGAAGCGAAGAAAGAAGCUCUUUGUGAGCAUAGUGAACGAUUAGCGAUUGCAUAUGGGAUCAUGAAGACGAAAGCACCUGUUGUGAUUCGGGUUGUGAAAAACCUCCGAGUUUGUGACGAUUGCCAUGAAGUGACGAAGAUUAUUAGCGCGGUUUAUGAGCGAGAGAUCGUUGUUAGGGACCGAGUUCGGUUUCACCGAUUUGUGGGUGGAUCUUGUUCUUGCAAGGAUAUUUGGUGAGCCAAGACUUGUUGAAUCCGUUCCUGCUGAUCAACGUGGUUGGAAACAAUCAUUAUUUGUUUUCAUUAAGCCAAGACUUGUUGAGGUUUAUCUCUUAUGAAUUACUAGGAGGGUAUUCGUAUAAUGCAGCGAGAUACAUUUCGAUUUUAAUGUUUUUUUUGUCUCAGCCGAUGUUAUA